GAACGUCCUGCGGAGAGUGUCAGGAAUCGGGAUGCAAGGUUCGUGCUGCAGAUCAUGCGCUUAAUAUGCACCUAUUUCGACGACGAAAAUUCUGAGUCGGACUUUGCUCUCUGCCUGCUGCUGUACUUCGAUUUUAAACAGUUCCAGUAUGACGUCAAAGAUACUCUGACCUAUUUUGUUAUGAAUUUCAUACGACACAAGGAGAAGGAUCCAUUUAAAGGACUUAAGCUUAAACGAUUUCAAUAUGCAAUGACGGUUUUGGGUCUUCUGCGGGAAUUUGAAAACGUUAAAAUUCUGGGACUCAAACAUUUGGUGGGCUGGAACCUGGAGGUCGAAUUGCCCAACACCUUCAUCGGUAUUAUUGAGGAGGGGAAUGUAGUCUUCAGAACAACUUGGAAGUCCAACAGACGCAUCUCAUUUUUGGUCGUACUUGCCGAGCUGCUCUUUUACGAAAAGUCCAAAACAAGCUAUACCGGUCAGAGGAAUUUUGAUGGCAUCAUAUACACCUACAGUAUUCAACCAAAUUCGGUAGCUAAAUCCGCUCCUCGGCUUUUGCUGAAAUUUAUAGUGGAUGGCCCACCGUUAUUAAUUUAUUUUAUGAACAAUUUCCUCACCCGAAACGAAGAUCCUAACACACCGUAUCACUUGCUCCCAAAAACGCACCUUGCCAUUCGAAUUGAGGGAAAGGCUUAUCCAGGAACCCAGUUUGUCUAUUUCAAAGAUCUGAACAUUGACGUACUGAAGAGUGAUCUAUCGAUUAGAUAAGAAGUGAUAAACGGACAUGGAGCCAUGGCGAUUUUUUUACUCUUUAUAAGGAAUUCCGUCAAAUAAAUAGGUUCAUUAAAAAUUAAGGCCGAACAUGACUAGUUUAUACCUUAAUCACUGGGAACUUUAUAAACACACGUAUUUAGGUGCAGAUGUACUGGGAAUUGCCCAUCCAAAGCGAUUCAAUGAUGAUAACAAUUAGCCAAAUUAUUCGAAAUUAAACUAAAGCGCUGUUUAACAUUUUGUUGCUCGGUCAUGAUGUGGAAGAGCUAUGAAAGGAUCCCAAGUUUGUUGCGAAAUGAACUUCAGUCGGUUCGGUUGGGUUUCGGCCUUCGUUAUGAUUCGGCUGGUCAUCGAAGUGGUCGGGGAUACAAGUUCCUACUACAUGGAAUACAGCACGAGUCCAAAGAAAGCAGUAGCAGCUAUAAAACAAAUACAUGUUUUCGGGGAGUCGAACUACAUGAAGGCCAAAAUAUAUAUCCACGAAGAUCGAUCCCACUUCGAUCUACAUGUCCAGUUGGUCCAUGAGUUGGGAAGUAACCACCUCAUCAUGAAUAUAAAGGUGCGCGUAAAACCGGAAGGAAGUAAUGUCUUUGUGCAACUGUUCGAAUUGCGGCGCGUCAACUUUUGCGAAUUUCUCAGCGAAUACAACUCGAAUCCGAUGAUGCAGUUGAUGUUCAAAAAGAACCUCAAGCUGAACGACAUUAUUGUGUGCCCAGUUCGAGUCGGAAACUACUCGCUCCUAAACUCCGACGUAGCCGGAAACAUCCAUGCAGAUGGAGUCCAGAAUGGCACCUACAGGUUCUUCGCCGAAAUAAUCGAGGAAAUAGGAGAGAUUGCGAAAGUAUUCGCACUCCAAGUCACCUCAGAGGUUUAUAUUGUAGACAAGGAACUGGACUGUAAAUAUCGAGGAAAAGCUUUACAAUGUUUGGCCAAUGAUGCCUAAAACGUUGCGACUUUAAAAAUUAUUUUUAAUAGUAUAAAAAAAAGUAUUAUAU
Drosophila simulans is the source of this 1763-nucleotide messenger RNA. RefSeq lists its product as uncharacterized. NCBI's taxonomy places the organism in Eukaryota, Metazoa, Arthropoda, Insecta, Diptera, Drosophilidae. Bases 1037 to 1711 code for a protein of 224 amino acids. The record is from RefSeq and is a predicted model, not a curated record. The transcript has 2 exons.